Molecule: messenger RNA, 2750 nt
Organism: Ixodes scapularis (black-legged tick)
Lineage: Eukaryota; Metazoa; Arthropoda; Arachnida; Ixodida; Ixodidae
Gene: pall
Product: F-box only protein 28
Exons: 5
Coding region: 310-1536 (408 amino acids)
Biological process (GO): protein polyubiquitination
Molecular function (GO): protein binding
Source: RefSeq, a predicted model, not a curated record
GGAUUGGCUUCCGCAGCGGCUUUUUGUUUUUCGUAUCUAAAUUUGUUAGAUACGCUUCAGUCCUUCAGUCGGUUUUUCCGUGGUUCGACCAGUUCGACGUUGUCUCAGCUUGUCCAGUCGUGUUCGCGCCUGCAUCUUAUUUAAUCGGUCAAAAGUGAGACUGACAGCAGCUAACGGAGCAGCGCGAAAUCGCACGAGCGCCGCUGGAUCGAAACGAUCCAAACGUCGAUCGGACCGCGGUGACGCGUCAGUGAAAGAAGCGAAACCCCGGCCGACGCUCGGCGAGGCUCGGCGACUCAGCCGUCCGACAUGGAUUCGGGGCCCUCGGGGCUCAGGCGGUGCGUCCCCAGGCUCAGCGUCGAGAACCUGCCUGCUGAAGUGGUCGAAGGCAUCCUGAGCUACCUCUCGUACGACGAGAUAAGCACCAACCGCAGGGUGAGUCGGCGCUUCAACUCGUACUGCCAGCGCCUGCUGAACCAGGGCUUCUUCCGGGCGGAGCGCUUCCACGCCAAGUGCCUCAAGGCGGUGAAGAAGCAGUUGCCCCGGCGGGAAUCGGAGCGCCGCACGCACCCACUGGCUCGCCACUGCGAGAUCCUGACGAGCAUCGAGACGCGCCUGUCCCUGCUCAGCAUGACCUUCAUGAAGUACAUGGACAUGGGGCUCUGCUGCUUCAUCCCAGGAAAGGUGAUAGACGAGAUCUUCCGGGUGCUGCGGCUGGUGCAGAAGGGGGGCACCCCCCCGAGGGCCCACGAGAUCCUGCAGGAGCUGCGGGACAUCUCGUCCAUGGCCAUGGAGCACUUCGACGAGCGCAUCGCCCCCGAACUCAAGCUGCAUAUGGCCCCCAUGAAGCCCCCGCACCUGUCCUUCCUCGCCUCAGGGCAGGGGGCCCUGCACCAGUGCCCCUCAGGGGUCGAGGCGAGAACCGCCGAGCUCGCAGCGGCCGCGUCCUCCCUGCUGGGCCGGGUGCAGAAGCCCUCGAUACAUGCCGGGGUCCGCUCCAUCCUGAACGAGGAGAUGAAGCAGCUGCGCACUUCCAACAGCCUCUUCAGGAAGACCGCCACCGAGUGCAAGGCCAAGCUCACCGCCCAGGCCAAGAAGCUACGCGAGCAGUCCCAGCUGCUGGCAGAGCAGGGAAGCCGGCUUGCAGAGCAGGAGGGCAAGCUAAACGAAAUGAACCGCAAGUUGCUCGAGCAGCACCGCGAGUUCUCUGACGUGCUUGAAGAAGUGAGCCGGCUCCGCGAGCAGGUGCUCGCAUCUUGCGCAACUGCCGCUGGUGCAAAAGGAGGCGGGGAGGCGGCGCUGGCUGUCGUCGAAAACGCGCACGGACGCCCGCGCAGGAAGAGAGGUUAUCCGGCCCUCGCCAAAGAGGCAACGGGUGGGGACGCGACACCGUACAAGAGUUUGGCCGGAGACAAGAGCAAGAGGGCGGCGCCAGACCAUCCUGCCUCGGAGAAGAGGGCACGAAAAUCACCCAGGACCCGUUCGAAAGUGAAACUCGAAGCGUCGGCGGGGUGCUUGCCACGCGUCUGGAAGUAAAUCGAGGUCGGACCGAGGCUGUGGCGGUUUUUCGUACGAGUCAUGCCUGCCUGUUGGGACUUCCGAUGGCUGUACACCCAGUGGAGAGGAUUGUGCAUUGCUUUGAUUUGUUUCUUAGUUGUGCGAGACGGCGCGUGACGAACGGGGCCGUCUGCAACGAAAUGCCGAGCGAAUUCGUCCCGGCCCUGGUAGGAUGUGUGCUGAGGUGUUUCUUACGAUGGCAUUCAAAUUCUGCUUAGGGGACGGCCUGGGUGGGCGAUUUUUUUCUAGACUGCAAGCUGUUUGCUGCUGUGCCCUUGAAAUUCUUCCUGGUGGUUUCCAAGCAACUGGGAACUAAGCAGUCCCUCAUUGUGUAGGGACUGUCAGGACUGAGUUGCGUCUUUUCAGUUCCUGUUCUGUCGGGAACGAAGCGUUUCCUGAUAGUACUGGUGCUAAGCAGUCGUUUGGGAAGUUCCAGGGGGAAUGUUGGAGGUGCGGUAGUGAAGGGUACUUCUAAGCCGAGCCAGGUUGCCUUGGUGCAUUAUUGCAGACGGUCUCUCAGCUAGCAUACGAAAGGCUUCUCGCCUAAAACGUAACGCCGUUCCGAGUUGGCGUGGCCUCUGCGUAUCCUUCUAUGACAGUUUAAAUGAGGCCUUGGGCGCACUCAGGAUUGCAAGUGUCUGAAGAGCACCGGGUGGGACAUAAGCAGGGAGCAGAAGCCAAUUCUAGGUAUGGGUUUGCAACCUGAAAAGUGGCAUCGGCUGCAGAACUAGAAAUAGAAAUGUGUGCCAGGGGAUCCUCACCUGCCGGGUUUGUUGAGGCUGUCAUGGAUGGACGUCGGCCCUACUCCGGUAUCUCCAUUUGCUAACAAAAGUAAUUUCAAUGACAUGUAGGUUUUGUGGGGGAUGUGCCGUUUUGAAAAAGAAUGGGUGUUUGUUUUGGAAGAGGGGGGAAAGCACGCUUGGUCGUUUAACAGUUGUGCUCGAUGAAUUUAUCUCCAGACUCGCAAAAAACGGGGGUUUCCAUAUGUGUUUGUGUGGAGCUUUGUUUUUAUGGGCAAUUAUUGCAAAUGAAGCAUUCAAAACUUCUCUGCAAUUGGUGAUUUUUUUAAUUUUUUUUACACAAUUACUUGAAAGUCCGUUUCUCUGGUCUACUAAUGAUUCAUAACGAGGGUUUUUCUGCCGUCAGUUGUGUAGCUGUGUGUUUUAAUGAGAAUAAAUAUUUAUCCCCGUAAA